Molecule: messenger RNA, 1431 nt
Organism: Aplosporella prunicola CBS 121167
Lineage: Eukaryota; Fungi; Ascomycota; Dothideomycetes; Botryosphaeriales; Aplosporellaceae
Exons: 4
Coding region: 1-1431 (476 amino acids)
Molecular function (GO): aldehyde dehydrogenase (NAD+) activity
Source: RefSeq, a predicted model, not a curated record
AUGGCUACUCCAAAAAUCGACUUCACGGCCUUUCACAACAUCGUGAACGGCCAGCUUCGAGGCUCUGAGAAGACCUAUCACAGCGUCGACCCGGCGACCAAAGAGCCGCUAUGGGAAGCGCCCGUCGCGACCCAGGACGAUUUGGACGACGCAGUCAGGGCUGCUCAAGCUGCAUUCAAAACAUGGAGCAAAACGCCCAUACAAGACCGUAGCAAGCUCCUCAAAGACUUAGCUGCGGCACUGAUCAAUUACCAAUCUGAGUUGGGCCAGCUCUUGACAAAAGAGGUUCGGAGACCCAAUGCAUUCUAUGAGACAACAAUUGCCGGUUACAUGCUCCAGAAUGUCGCCGGUCUGACCUUGGAUGAGGAGGUCAUAGAUGAAGUCGAGACGAACCGCAGGCUCGUCACAAGGCGCAUGCCAUUGGGUGUUGUCGGUGCCAUUUGCCCGUGGAACUUGCCACUGGGUCUCGCGGUCCAAAAGAUUGCACCGGCAUUGAUGGCGGGUAACUGCAUCAUCGUUAAGCCCUCGCCCUACACGCCGUACUCGGGCUUGAAGCUGGUUGAGAUUGCGCAGUCUAUAUUCCCACCAGGCGUGGUUCAGGUCCUUGGUGGUGAUGACCAGCUCGGUCCAUGGAUGGUGAAACAUCCUGGUAUUCAAAAGAUCAGCUUCACAGGCUCUUGCCCCACGGGCAAGAAAGUCGUGAAAGGGGCUGCCGACACCAUGAAACGCGUUACCCUCGAACUUGGCGGUAACGAUGCUUGUAUUGUUUGCCCGGACGUCAAUAUCUCUGAAGCAGCCCAUGGAGUGGCACAAGGUGCUUUGUAUAACACAGGCAUGGCCUGCCUUGCCGCCAAACGCGUUUAUGUGCACGACGACAUCUAUGACAAGUUCCUCGAGGCUCUCGUCGAAGCCGUAAAAACCCUUCAGAUUGGCGACACCACCAGCAAAGGUGACGCGCUCGGGCCAAUCCAGAACGAAAUGCAGUACAAAAAGGUGCUCGAAUACUAUAAAGACAGCAUUCAGCAGGGACACAAGUUCGCGCUUGGGGGAGAGGUCAAAGAGAGUACAGGAUUUUUCAUCGAGCCGGCUGUUAUUGACAAUCCUCCCCAUAAGUCCAGGAUUGUACAAGAAGAACCUUUCGGACCCAUCUUUCCUGUCUUGCAUUGGAAGGAUGAAGACGAAGUUAUCGAGCGUGCCAAUUCGGUGGAUGUUGGCCUUACUGGCAGCGUUUUCUCCAGCGACAUUACGCGAGCAGAGCGCAUCGCGCGGCAGCUCGAGACAGGCCUUGUCUGGAUCAAUGAGGUCGCCAAAACAAGCAUGGCUAUGCCUUUUGGGGGUUGGAAGCAAUCCGGUUUAGGCUUUGAAGGGGGACGAGAGGCGUUGCACGGGUAUACUAACGUGCAGGUUUUGUACAUCCCAAAACCUAUAUAA